This is a messenger RNA of Drosophila virilis, 521 nucleotides long. RefSeq lists its product as uncharacterized. The record is from RefSeq and is a predicted model, not a curated record. NCBI's taxonomy places the organism in Eukaryota, Metazoa, Arthropoda, Insecta, Diptera, Drosophilidae.
UGUCAGCAUCAGUUGAACCGAAAGCAUCAAAGCCAAACAUUCAAACAACCCAAAGAAUACCCAAGGAGUAGAAACAAUACCAAGAUGCGUCUUACACUUCUGGCGCUCGUUGGAGCUGUCUGCAUAGCCUUGAGCUUUGCCCAGCCGUUGGAUGACAAGAACGAGGAGCACAUUGAUCUGCUGCAGGUAGCUGAUCAAGGAAACGCCCACGCCAAUGAGGGCAAUCGAGAGGCGCGGCACUGGGGCGGCUGGGGAGGUGGCGGUUGGGGAGGCGGCGGUUGGGGAGGCGGCGGUUGGGGCCAUGGCUGGGGCGGCGGCGGUUGGGGAGGCGGCGGCUGGGGCCAUGGCUGGGGCGGCGGCUGGAAUCGCGGCUGGGGUGGCGGCGGCUGGGGCUGGGGACGUUAAACCCUGCCAGGCCAAGCAAAGCAGCCACUGUCAUCGACCACCUGUCCAGGAGCCACUGCGUCAAGACACCUUUUGAUGUUUGUUUUGUGUGUGUAAAUAAAGAACAUUUUCAAAAA